AGGGUAUACGUAUAGUGUAAAAUUAAAAAAUUAUAAAAUACUUUAAUAAUAAUGGUAAUACUAGAAACGGCGCGAAAGUAAACAAUUUGCUGUGAAUUUGCUUUUGCUACUAUUUGACAAAUGAAACAAAAAAAAAAAACAUUUUAACCCAUUGUAACGACCGACGAUAAUUUUUAUUGUAAAAAGAAUGCCAAGAAGAAAAGUAAUUGUGAGAAAUGUAACAUGGCUUUCAGAAGAAAUACCCAGCGAACAAAACUUCUCCAAUUCCUUCCGUUUCUAUCAGAAAUUCCAAUUUAAGGAUAUUAUUGGCGAAAUCGGCGAUUAUGUUUUAAUAUCAAAUGCUGACGCAGCUGAACCAGACACAGAAGGAGGUUGUGAUGCUGCUAAGAUACUAACUUUAUAUGAGGAUCAAUCGAAUAAUAAUGAUCCAUUUAGGGCAAAAGUUCAGUGGUAUUCCAGGCCUAGUGGUUUACCUAAAGAAUGUAACAUGGAUAAUAUUGUAUUCUAUGACAGAGAGGUAAUAGAAGAUCAUCGUCCAUUUGACACAGAUGUGUCCAUAGAAACGAUAUUUAAAAAAUGUGAUAUUACUUUCACAUUUACAAAGGACACAGAUGAAAUUCUAAAUGGUAAACUAUCAUACAUUUGUCGCUACAGACUCAUGCCAGUCAGUAGAAAAAAGUUUCAUAUUGAACCAGUACUGGAAGAUGAGAGAAAGGCACUUAAACUUUUAACUACACCUAGUAAGAAUAAUGUUACACCUAAAUCAAGAACACCUAAAACACCGAGUAGCUUAGUCAAGAGAAUGGGUAGAGUUUCAAUAUCAGAAAAAAAUUGGAGUGUAAGUAAAAAUGAUGGGACUAAGAUUUUACUGAAAAGAGCCAUUUUAGCCGAUAAAAAUGAAAAGGAUUCUCCAAAAAAAUCUACUCCACAAAGUACAAAAUUAACAUCAGUGAUGGAGACGCCAAAGAGUUCAAGAAAACUUAAUAAAAAUAAUAUUCAAGAAAUACUUUCAAUGGAAUUGAAAGAAAAUUCAGAUGACGAGUUACCUACACUAAUUAUUAGAGAGCAUAUUCCGUCCACCCCAAAAAGAAAAACACCUCAACUUAAAUUAAGUGAUGAAACUCCAAAGAAAGUACUAGUAUUUGAGGAAGAAGAGAAAGAAACAUAUGCCACACGAUCAGGGAGAGUCACUAGACACCCAGUGUAUUGUGAAAAUGAUACUUCUCCUGUUAAACGGACCCAGAGACGAGCAAUUAGGAAAAGUAGUUCAAGCUGUGAUAGCGCAGAUGAAUAUAAGGAUGUACCAAUGACACCAAAGGUUCCUAAAACUCCAAAGACACCUAGAACUCCUAAAACACCCAGGACUCCUAGGACUAGAAGUUCUGUUGCUAAAACACCGAAAAGUGUUAAAAGAAUAUUGACUAGUGAGCUAACACCAACAUUACACAUGAGAACUCAUUCUGUUGAUAAUAUUGAGGAAUUUCUCACAGAAAGUAAAUCUUUACCAGGUAGAGAAAACCAAAUGCAUGAAAUAUUGUCAUUUGUGCGAAGCAAGUUGUUGCAUGCCGUAAGCGGGUGCAUGUAUAUCUCAGGAGUACCGGGUACUGGAAAGACAGCAACUGUUAAUUCAGCUCUUAAAGUUUUAAAAGAGGAACCAGAUCUUCCUGAAUUCCAACUUGUUGAAGUAAAUGGUAUGAGGAUCGCCGAACCCAGACAAGCCUAUGUGCAAAUAUACAAACAACUAACAGGAAAGUCUGUGGUGUGGGAACAAGCCUGCUCUCUUCUGGAAAAACGUUUCCAAAACCCAGGACCGAGAAGGACACCAACAGUUCUGGUUGUUGAUGAGCUAGAUGCCCUAUGCAACAGGCGUCAGGACGUACUUUAUAGUAUAAUGGAGUGGGCUGCUCACAACACUGCAUUACUGACUGUCUUAGCUGUAGCCAAUACUAUGGACUUACCAGAACGAGCACUAGCGGCUAGAGUAGCCUCCCGACUGGGUCUCACUAGACUGACAUUCCCACCCUACACUCACACACAACUACAGUGUAUUGUAGCUACAAGGCUAGCUGGUGCUAAUGUCACUGCAGAUGCUGUCCAACUUAUAGCUAGAAAAGUAGCAGCAGUAUCGGGUGACGCUCGUCGUGCCCUAGCCUUAUGCUCUCGUGCAUUAGAAAUAGCGAGACCAAACUGCGCUGGAAUGAAAGAAGUACAGCAGGCCCUUGGUGAAGCUGCAUCUGGAGCCACUAUCAGAGCGAUACGAAACUGUUCACCGGCUGAGAGACUUAUGUUGAGAGCAGUGGCUGCAGAGGUUGAAAGAACAGGAUCAGACGAGACCACAUUAUCUCGUGCAUUAGCCACAGCGGCAGCUAUAGUUGCUUUGGAUGGCCGACCGUACAGAUCCGCACCUAGCAUUAGAGCACCGACUCCCUCGCAAGCACAAACUAUAUGUGCUAGACUAGCAGCUAUCAAGUUAUUACUGAUGGAGCCAAAACCAUCUGAACCAAGACUAUUACUCAAUGUUAGUGCAGAUGACGUACAUUAUGCAACUAAACAGAUCACUGUAUGAUUUAGAUAUAGAUAUACUGAUUUUAAUUUUUUUUUUUUCUCAUAAAUUGUAAUUUAAGUUUAGCUGAAUGCUGGUAGAGUUUAAGUAGUUAUGAAGCUGUUAGAAAUGAAUUUUUGUUCAAUUUAAUGUGCCUUUUUUUUAAUUUGUACAAUUUGUUUCAUGUUAAAAAAACAAGUGAAACAAGUAUUUUGUUAUUAUUAUUUUUUUAAUUACCUCAUUUGUUAUGAUCUGACUGAAUGUUAUUGUUUAAAAAUAUUAGGUGAAUUAAUAAAUUAUUUCUAUAA
Messenger RNA from Melitaea cinxia (Glanville fritillary), 2850 nucleotides. It is a transcript of the gene Orc1, whose product is annotated as origin recognition complex subunit 1. The transcript has 9 exons. NCBI's taxonomy places the organism in Eukaryota, Metazoa, Arthropoda, Insecta, Lepidoptera, Nymphalidae. Gene Ontology annotation, cellular component: nuclear origin of replication recognition complex. The record is from RefSeq and is a predicted model, not a curated record. Gene Ontology annotation, biological process: mitotic DNA replication checkpoint signaling; DNA replication initiation. Gene Ontology annotation, molecular function: ATP hydrolysis activity; chromatin binding; DNA replication origin binding. The coding region runs from base 188 to 2566 and encodes 792 amino acids.